AUGUUCACUAAUGUUUCUGCUGUGAAACACAGUCUAUUCAAUAGUACUGCUUCUCCAGCUCCUCUUAUUGCUAGCAUCUUUGCCACCUUUAACGCCGUCGCUGCGGUUAUUAAUUUGGUAGUAUUUAUCUAUAUCGUUUCGCACCGACUUUACCGCUGCUUUGUAUCUUCUCACUUCAUUGCUCAUCUCUGCGUCACUAAUGCUGUCGCAUUAUUAAUUCUAGUUCCUACUUUCGUUGUCACUGUCUGGACUGGACACAAUCCCUGGAUAUACAGCAACUUAACAUGCAGGCUCCAGGCAUUUCUAACUUGCACGGUAUGGACGGUAAUCAACUUUAUGGGUUUAUGUAUUGCUGGUGUUCAUUUGUUGACCUUUGCAAGGAUUCAUUAUGAACAGUUAUUUGGCCUACAACCAAACACCUUAUGUAUAUUGGCUUGGUUAGUAGCAGUUGGACUCUCGUUGCCAACCAUCACGAAUGGCCAUGUUGUCGUCUACGAAAAAGCGCUGAGGCAUUGUGUGUGGGGAGAUAGCGACAGUGGACUGAAGUUCCUAACAUACCUCCUCAUCAUAGGCCUUUUCAUACCAGCAUCACUAGAAUUUUACGCCUACAUCCGUGUACUUGGAAUACUGUAUCACAGUCCCAUAGUUUUCCAAAGCAUUGGACUGUAUAAAAGUCGAUUUCUUAUUUACGGCUUCAUAACAAGCUCAUUUUCUCAGCUGCCCUUUUAUCUAAUUACUGUGGUAAACAAGUGGCGCCAAGCAGACGGCCAAAUUCCAAUGACUUGCACCUUCCUUGCUUAUGCACAGUGCAUUAUUUCACCUGUCCUGUACGGAGCUUCACUAUUUUUGUUGAAAGAAGAGGAUAUGACGCUAACCAACCGAGCUCACAAAACCACGAAUGCCCAUCAGAUGGCGCAUAACGUCUGA
Molecule: messenger RNA, 927 nt
Organism: Enterobius vermicularis (human pinworm)
Lineage: Eukaryota; Metazoa; Nematoda; Chromadorea; Rhabditida; Oxyuridae
Source: the annotation of a GenBank genome assembly